Messenger RNA from Drosophila yakuba, 7007 nucleotides. RefSeq names its product hemicentin-1. The transcript has 17 exons. Lineage: Eukaryota; Metazoa; Arthropoda; Insecta; Diptera; Drosophilidae. The coding region runs from base 1658 to 4924 and encodes 1088 amino acids. Gene Ontology annotation, molecular function: protein binding. The record is from RefSeq and is a predicted model, not a curated record.
CUUUAGUACUGAAAAGGUCGUGGAUUUGUGUAGUUGUCGUGCUCCGUUGCCGCCGUUUGUCGUUGUCGUUCUCGUUGUCGUGUUGUCGUUGUCGUUGUCGCUGUCGUACGGGCAUCGCAUCGCAUCGCAUCGCAUGGCAUCGCCUCACAUCGCGUAGCCGCAGUGUUGACCGUCCGCAUCCGCAAACUGGCAAACGAAGCAAUUGGGCUGGAAAUCAAGAAACAAGUGCCAGCCAAGCUCUUCGAAGGUAUAUCUCAAUCGGUUAACGCAAUUGUUGAAUGCUAAAUAACACGACACAACAAAAAAUAAGUAAAAAUAUAGAAAAACGUCAAGCGAGACGAGAGUGCACGUGCUAGAAGUAGAAGUAGAAACAUCUCAAACGCCUGCGUUAAGUUUCUGAAUGUGUUGUUAUGCAAAUCGCGUCUUUUUUGGCUUGAGGCAACAAUACAGUGAGUGUGUGUGAGUGAGUGCGAUUGGGAGCGUGUAUGUGUGUGCCGCAGUUCCAGUGUACGACUAUAUAUGUGCGCUGGUGUACGCGCCCACAAUGCAUAAAUCAAAAUACACAUUAUUGAGUCAUAAAUAAAGUUCGCAUCGGCUGCUACUUUAAAUAUUGGCCUCGCGGCUGCCGGCGAUUCGAAGACGAGAAAGUUAGCAGCAGAAGCACAAGCAGAAGCAAAAGCAAGGCCGACGAAAUCGAAAUUUAUGCCUCGCACCCGCCAAAUACUUUGCCAUAUUUUUUGCUCAAUUGCCUGCCGCUCCUCCAGCUCCAUCAGCUCCUUUUGAUAUGAUGUGUGUGCGUCUCGCUGGCUGCAUAAAAACUCGCUCAACGCCAACACGCCCUCUACAGCAGCAAUAAGCAAUAAGCACAGCAGCAGCAACAACUCCAUUCCCUAACCCCUGCGGGCUGAUUUUAUUACAAAGGCCGUAAACGUAAAAAACGCCAAAAAGCGGAGUAAACGCCACAGCAAAAGGAUACAAUACGGCCAAAAACAGGGUUAUCACUCUAAGAGGAAAGGACACGGCGAAGCUGCAGGAUGCGAGGCAAAAGGAUUUGAAAUUACAUUUUUAAUGCCGAGGCGGGCAAGAAAAAGAGCGCGAAAUGAGCAGCACGUGCGCGCUUUAUUUUAAAUAUUUAUAAACAAACAAACACACACACAGUGCACGAGCACACGCGCACACCCACCCACACACCUAUCCACACACCGAAACACACACACACACACUUAUUUAGGUGACCAAAGUUAAGCCUCGUCAAAUUGUAUUAAAAAUUCAUCUUAACGGUUAUGCGUUUUGUACAAACAGUCGAGCGGCUAAGGAGCCGGGCAAAAAAUGUUUGUAAAUAUUAAAAUGAAUUUAUGUGCAGAGCAAAAGUUUUUAAUUAAGUGAAAAGCGAAAACCCGAGUGCAAACGAUAAAAACGCGCCGCCAAACAGGAAGGAAUCAUCGAGCGUGUGAAUUAGAGCAACGAGCUUACAUAUUUGAAUGUUCCAGCGAUGUUCCAGUUCGAGUUCGAGUUCGAGCAGCCAGAACCCAAUUUAUUUGCAUACCUAAUGCCCGUGCAGUGAGCCUCGGCAAAUUGCGAAGCCCAGAAGCGCAGAAUACCAACCAAACAGUUAUUACCAAUUGGCCAAUCGGAUCUGUAGCAGCCAGCUAUAGCCAUGUCCUUCACCGGCCCAUUCCUUAUAUGCCUGAUCAUGGGAGCCAUUACCUAUGGAAAUUCACACGAGCAUGCCGAUGGCUUCAAGCCAGAUGGCGAAAUCCUGCGCGUCCUGGUGAACAGCUCGGCACAAAUCAAAUGCGAUGUGGGCUCCAGCCAGGCCGAUGACAAAGUGCUUCUGGUCGUUUGGUACAAGAAUAAUUUACCCAUUUACAGCUACGACACACGUGGCGCCCACGCAGGCACCCCAUCCCAUUGGCGGGACGAGGAGGUCCUCGAAGAUCGGGCCGUAUUUCGAACGCACAAGGAGCCGGCGGAAUUGAUUAUAAAUCCGGUUAAGGAAAAGGAUGCGGGCAACUUUCGGUGUCGCGUGGACUUCAAGCUUUCGCAGACCCGCAACAGCAAUGUCAAUUUGGAGGUUGUCGUGCCGCCAACGCAGCCGAUUAUCUUCAAUGAGCGUCGCCUGCGAAUCGAUUCGAGGGCAGGUCCUUAUGAAGAAGGUGGCAGUCUGGAAGUCACCUGCGUUGUUUACGGAGGCUCUCCGCCGCCGACAGUCAUCUGGCUGAUGAAUGGGCAGCUGCAGAACAGCGUUGUCGAUUACACAUACGAUGGCGCCAUCAACAGCAAGCUGGUGGUUCGCAACCUGUCAAGAAUCCACCAGCAUGCGGUCUACACCUGCCAGGCCAGCAAUUUCCACAAGAAAUAUGUGGCCACCAACAUAACGAUCGACCUCUAUCUGCGCCCUCUGCUGGUGGAAAUCAGCUUCAACAAUCAGCCGAUGUCAGCGGAUCGAAAGUACGAGAUCGAGUGCCAGGCGAUUGGAUCGCGGCCUCCGGCCAAAAUCACCUGGUGGAUGGGCAAUCUGGAGCUGCAUGGCCACAGCCAGAAGGUUUCGGAGGACGGCAAUGUCAGCACUUCGGUGCUUUCGAUCACACCCACAAGAGAAGAUCAUGGCAAGGCCCUGUCCUGUCGGGCAACCAAUGAACUUGUUCGCAAUGGCAUUCGCGAAACGGCCAUGAAGCUGAAUGUGUUCUUCAUUCCCACCUUGCAGCUGGACCUGGGCUCCAAUCUGAAUCCGGAGGAUAUCGAGGAGGGCGAUGAUGUCUACUUUGAGUGUAAAGUGCAUGCAAAUCCGGCUGCUUAUAAAGUUGUAUGGAAGCAUAAUCACCAAAUCAUCCAGCACAACCAGCGAGCGGGCGUGAUUGUCAGCAGCGGAGAUCUGGCGCUCCAGGGAGUCACUCGUCACCAGGCUGGAAACUACACCUGCACCGCUUCGAAUGUGGAGGGCGAUGGGGAUUCCAAUGUGGUCGAGCUGAAAGUGAUGUAUAAACCAAUUUGCCGGCCCGAUCAAAAGAAAAUCUAUGGAGUGGCGCGAAACGAGGCCGCCGAAAUAGUGUGCGAAGUGGAUGCCUUUCCGCCGCCGGAGAACUUCAAGUGGUCCUUCAACAACACGGCGGAGACCUUCGACAUGCCGCAGAGCGGUUUCCGGCCCCAUUCCGCCCAGGGUUCGACCCUCACCUACACCCCCGUCAAGGAAAUGGACUUUGGCACCAUCAUGUGCUGGGCCGACAACAAUGUGGGUCAGCAGAAGGAGCCCUGUGUGUUCCAUUUGAUAGCCGCUGGCAAACCGGAAGCGCCCACCAAUUGUACGGUGGUCAAUCAAACGUCCGACUCGCUGGAGGUUUAUUGCAUUGAAGGAUUCGAUGGCGGAAUGCGGCAGUGGUUCCUCAUGGAAAUCUUCGAUCAGCACAGUGGCCAGCUCCAGGCCAACAUCAGUGCCAAGUUUGCGGCCCUGAGUGUUACGGGUCUGGAUGCUGGUCGUCUCUUCAGGAUCUAUGUGUAUGCCGUCAAUGGACGAGGACGCAGCGAUGCCAUUGCCCUCGAUGGAUACACUUUGAAGGCCGCCGAGAAGCAAACCGUUGCCUUGACCUCCUACAAGGGCAGUGCGCAGAGUCCGGAUAACUUUGAGCUGACACCGAUCCUGUCGAUUGGCAUCUUCGUGGGUAUCCUGGUGGCCAUCGUGUGCAUCGGUAUCGGCACAAUUGCCGCACUGAAGCUGCGCUCGCACAAGCAUCAGCAGCAACAGAAAUUCGUACAUCCGAAUGCGAAAUUCUCACGUCCGGGCAAUUUGCAAAUUAAGGAUAAAAUCUCAUUGCCAUUGAGUCACUCCGAGGAGAUGUACGACGAGAAGAAUCCCGAUGUGGUGCCCUACAAUGAGGUUGAUGGCGAAUAUAAACAAAAAUCAGCAACACAAACGCCAUCGGGACAUCUUUCAACGACCAGCGAGGUGGAAAUCAGCUGCAAGCCGGGCUCAACAUCCGGCACCGGAAUCGUCCAGGCCAACUCGGCGGACAGUGGCACCUAUCAGAGCAGCAAGGACGAUGAGCUGCACUACGCGGAGCUGUCGCUGACCAACAUGCCAUCCGGCAGCAGUGGCGCCUCCAAGAAGGGUCAGCCCAUGGGCGGUGUGGGUGUGGUGCAGCACGUGGUGCAGCAGCAGCAGCAACAACAGCAGCAGCAGGGGCAGGUUCAGCAUCCCCAUGCGAUGUUGGGUGGCACCUUGCCACACGGCUCCAGUAUGCGGAAGCUGCUGCCCACCAUUCCGGCGACGGCGACGCUGCAGCGCCACAAGCCAAAUGCGGGCGGAAUGCAGCAUCCGCACCAGCACGCUCCGCCGCCCACGUACGACUACGAUUACUUUGAGGAGCCGACGAUAUAUGCGCAAAUCGAUGCGUACAAGACGAUGCAGGUGGACACUGGCACAGGUGUGGCAGGUGUCGGUGUCGGUGUCGGUGGAUCAGGAUCGGGUGUAACUGGUGCGGGGGCAAGCAUCUCAUCGCCGGGGUCGCAUGGCACCCCAUCCACGGUGUCACCGGGCACCGUGCAAAUGUACACCCUGCCCCAGCAUCCCGGUGGCUACCACACACUGCCGCACAAUCAUCACGCACAGCAGCAGCUGGCGGGCGGUCCGCAGAACUCCGCUUCGAUGAUGCAAAUGAUGCAGCAGCAGCAGCAAAUGCACCACCAUCCUGCGUCCAACAUGCCGCCCUCCUACCAGCAACACCAGCAGCAACAGCAGCAGCAGCAAAUGGCCCAUGGCCAGAUGCUGGUUUCGAGCAACAGCAGCGGAUUGGCCUCCACCACGGCGGCCGUGGCCAGUCCCAGUAGCUCAUUAUCGGGUCUUUCGGGCGUGGGCAAGUCCUAUUCGCGCGAAAUAGUCACCGUUCGCACCCCGCUCAUGUAUUCGCAGCAGGAGAGCUGCGUCUAAGGUCUCCGUCUCCCCCUGGCAUCUUACGGAUUCACCAAGUCCCCGAUUCCACAUUCCCGAUUCCAAACUCCCGAUUUAUGUAGUCAUGUAAGUCUUGAGCUCUUCGUGGUUGGUGUCUAGGCUAAGUGUUGCCAAAACGAAUUGAAGUAAAUUGCAGCGUUCUGUGGAUUUGAAGCGAUUUGAAUCGUUUGUGUGCUCGUCGAGGAACUGAAUAUUUUUUAAUGCAAAGCUCAUACAAAGGCUGCCACGAAAUCCUCUGCACUGAGCAUUACAAUCCUAAUAUAAAAACAAUAAUUCGCAAUAAUGUGCAACCAGUCAGCCCACAUUACUUUUAACUUUAGGCCACAAAUGAAUAAUUCAAUCACGAAAUAUACAUAUUUUAUUUUCGAUAUGCGGCUGCUGCGGCAGUAACAUAUCAAAUACCGAGAUUAUAAUUUGGGUGUACAUACAAACAAAAAUGUUUAAUUAAUGCGUCAGAAAAAGUGGAACCAUAACUUAAAACCCAAGCUGUAAUAUAAAUAAAUCAAAAUUCAAUGCGAAAAAUUAACAGAAACGAGAUGAUACAUAUUCAGAACUCAUAUUGCAUAGCAAAUUUUGCACAGAUUGCAACAUUUUUGAAUGCAGUUAGACAAAUUAGAUUUUAUUUUUCAAUCAAUUCAAAGAAAUGAGUAAUGCAGCAGAAGAUGAUUGUUCCUUCCUUACAGUAAGUACUCAGAUGGACACACAGCCUAAGCCAUAUUUUUUCAUCAGAUUACCACACACUAACGAGAAGUAUAUAUUAAUUUCGAAGGAUACUUUGUAAAUGUUUGUAAAUGUCAGCUGAACAGUAAGGAGCUGCAAUUUGUUAGGAAUUGGCUCAAUGAACGCAUACAACUAGAAUAAAUUUAGUAAGUAUAUCCUUGAUAUAAUAGACUUAAAGCUCACGCUCACUCAACCAAAGACGGGUGAGCAAUGCGAAAGCGCACCUUCUUGGCAAUUAUAUUGAAAAUUAAUUACAUUAUUCAAAUAUAUGGUAAACAAUAUAAAUAAAACAAACACCCACACCCAAAGACUCAACAGACACACAUACACACAUACAAAAGCAAAUUAGCUGCAAUUAGCUUAGCAUAAAUGAAUACUAAGUAUUAAUGUGUAAAUAGCAAAAUCGUAAAUCAAAUGUAUUACCGAACCCAAAAAGCAAAUCAAACAGAAACGCUGCAAAUUAAUGAAUGUAAAUUAGUUGCACAUUCUAUCCAAAACAAAAAAAAACUCCCAAGACUAUAAAUAACAAAAAGAAAACACAACAAGGACCUAUUGUUGGUAUGUAAAAUUUGAAAAUAAAAAAAAAGAAUAGCAAAACCAAGAAAAACAUGUGGGAAUGUUGUUGUUUGUAAAUGGCAUUUAUAUAUCAAAUUGUAUUUUUUCUCUUCAAUGUUUGAACUGUGAAAAGGCAUAAAAGAAACAAAAUAAAUGCACAUUGUAAAUUAUUGUUACAUUUUAAUAUUUAAUAUAUUAUUUUAGGGAAUGGAGGAGAGAACACACACACACACAAACGAAGCAGAAAUCAAUACUUCUUUAAAAGUGUGUAUAAAACAAAAAGUUGAGCCGUAAGUGUAAUAGACAGAUUAUUGGCCCAGCAUGGCAAAUGCAAUUUCCAUUUCCAGCUAGUUAAGAUGAAAAUAAAAAAACGAAAAAACAAACUAAAAAAAAGAAACAAGUGAUUUCUCUUACAUCAAUUAGAACGAAAUACAAACAAACGUGCAUAUAUGGUUCGGUCAUCAUCAUGUGUGCGUAUAUUUCUGCAUGUAAGUGUUCCAACCAAUCUGAAUAUAAACUAAGUGUAGCUAAUUUAACGUCUAAACGAAGCCAUAAAAGAUAAUUGUAAAAUAUAUUAAUGAUUUAGUUUAAAGCCAGGCAUAUACUCUACAAAUGAAUUAUGAAUGUAUGUUAUGAUUAAGCACUCGAAACGAUAUGGAAAAUACCCCUCCCCUAUCCCAAAUGAAUACAAGGAAUACAAUAAUAACUUGAAUCACAAGAAACAAACUGAACAGCAAACAACUGAAUGAACUCAACCAAAUAAAUCCAUACAAAAUUUCAAUGAAAA